AUGUACUCAAUUGCUGCCGCUCCAACGGUGGUGUAUUUCAAAGAUGGAAAAGAAGUUGAUCGUGUCAAUGGGUACAAGCCGAGCGAAUUCGAGAUGAAGCUCACAAAACAUUCUUUCGAUAUUGCUGCAGCUCCCCUUGAUUCGCAGCCGAAACCCAAGGAGGAUUUGAAUACUCGCUUGAAAAGGCUCAUUGAAUCCCAUCGUUUGAUGCUUUUCAUGAAGGGUUCACCCGAUAAUCCGAAAUGCGGUGAGAUUUUUAAUGUUACGGAUAUUUCAGUAGGUUCUGGAUUUUACAUAUUUCCGUUUCUUUGA
Messenger RNA from Cooperia oncophora, 312 nucleotides. The record is from the annotation of a GenBank genome assembly. NCBI's taxonomy places the organism in Eukaryota, Metazoa, Nematoda, Chromadorea, Rhabditida, Trichostrongylidae.